CCAUCACUGGAACCCGAAAAGAAAGAGGAGGAGUAACGAGUGUUGGAGCCUUGCUUCUCGCCUAAAACGGCAACACUGCGGGAGCGUACAUGGGUGGAUGGAUUUUCGCUUGGAAAUCGGCAACUUUCGUUUUGUGUUCUCCACACUGCGCCUCGCAGUCACGUUCAAGGAAAAGGGAUUUUUUUGUUUCCAUUCACACCUAGACGAAACAGAUGAUGAAAAUGUUGUUGGCAUGGAUAAAUGGACAAUACCAAAUCUUGGGACCACGCUCGCAUCCUUCAGCUGAACAUGCCCAUAACACAGUGAAUCCAGGACCUACACAGACUGCCGUCUUUUACAAUGGAGGCCACUAUAACGAACCUAAAUCAAACUGUCAGAUCACACAAGUUCCUCAUCAGACAGUUGGAGGGAAUAAUGUCUACCAGAUGCCACAUGUCACUUUUCAGAAUCCCUUUUGUAAUCUUCAAGGUAGACAGCCUUUCCCUGUGACGAAACCAACACCGCCAUGUCAGAAUGACAUGUCACUGUACAGGAACCAGUCUUAUUAUCUGCAUGACAAUGGAUCAACAGGUACACAGGCGUUUAGCUUGUCUAGUGUACAACAUACCAGGAUUAAUCAGGGCAUGUAUCAGGUCGCAAACCAAGCUGUAUCGAAAACUGGUGUCUCCUCUACCACAGCUACUGCACUUAACGUAAGGCAAGGGAUUGGUGGAGUGGAAUCCAACAUUUCUUUGGUCAACAAUGCUGUACAUGGACUGCAUCCCUACAACCACUCUGGACCUCAUAGUAUGGCUUCUUCUGUUCCCUGCUACGUUGCUUCAAGUUUUCCAUCAAGUACAAAUAUUCCAAACGCCUUCAGCUCAAAUGAGAAAACACAACCGCUCUCAACCCUGUUCGAUGGCACUAACACAAAUGGGUCCCCAGCAGCAGGGUCUCAGCAUAACUCAAAUGGGACACGUCUGCAAGCAUCCACUGACUUACAAACCACAACGGGGCAACAAAACGACUCAUUGAAGAAAAAACGACCAGCUACGCCACUCACUACACUGCUAACGCAAUUGCUUCUGGAGCCGUCGCCUCAUAAACAAAACGACAAAUCAAAUUCCUCAAGAGAAGUUGCUGUUGUGCAUCCAUUGACAUCAUCUUGCAAUAAAGUGAACCAUGAAAGCAAAUGUCCCACACCACCGGAGUCUCUUAGUUUUCCCAUUGUGGACAAAGAGAAAAAUAUGCAACAAGAACAUUGUUGGAGUUCCCAUGAAAUUUCAAGUGAGCCUCAGUCCAAACAAUGUCAGAGUAUGCCUACGCAAGCUACCAUUUAUGCUCCUGACACUGUAACUAAAGACCAUUGUUUUCGACCAUCUGAUGAAAAGUUAGUAAUCCCUGAAGCUCCAGAAAAGGACAAGGGGGAUAACAACAAAGGACAGGACAUGCCACCAGACCCAAAGGCCAGUAUUUAUGAACUUUCCUCUCUUCCAACAACACUGUGGACCUUAGAGGAAUUACUUAAUUUGUUGGAGCCUGAAAGACUUGAGGAGCUAUCGGAUCAAUCUAAAAAUUUGGAUUUUCGAAGACAAAUACUGUCUCUGUUUUGGGAUAACAGCUUAAAGAACAUGAUUACUGUUGCCCGGACAACAUAUUAUAGAGACGUACUGAAAGAAGUCGGCUUGUUUUGUCUGAAUUUGAAAGAAGACACUGUCGUAUUGUCACAGGUCCAGCCCUCUGUGAUAAGUCAACUAAAAAACGUUCAAGUUCUUAAACACGGGGAAGUUUACUCAGAACUGCCAUACAACUCAUCGUGGUUGAAUAAAAAUGAACAACUGGAUGACAUUGACAAAGAGUUUGGCCCCAAUAUUCACCAAUUGUUGAGCGUCAACCUGUCAGAUGAAGUACCAACAGUCAACGUUCCAUCACAACCUGCAAGUGCGGUGCCAAAACCCAUUGCUGAACCAGAAGAUGGCAGUACUCACUCUGACCCCCUGUACUCCUUUGAAAUUAAGGUUUUGCCACCAGAAGAGGCUAAAGCAAUCUUUGAACAAGGUAAUGGUGUGACAUUGCAGUGUAUGGAAACUCUUAGUGAGCCAGAGCCAGUCCCAAAUACUGCUGUGGUGGAGCAACAAGGCAAUGGUGGGACAUUGCAGUGUAUGGAAACUCUUAGUGAGCCAGAGCCAGUCCCAAAUACUGCUGUGGUGGAGCAACAAGGCAAUGGUGUGACAUUGCAGUGUAUGGAAACCCUUAGUGAGCCAGAGCCAGUCCCAAAUACUGCUGUGGUGGAGCAACAAGGCAAUGGUGUGACAUUGCAGUGUAUGGAAACUCUUAGUGAGCCAGAGCCAGUCCCAAAUACUGCUGUGGUGGAUGAGCCACUCAAAGAUCGAGAUGUCACAAGCAGCUCACACAUGGAGACUAACAUACAGCAAUUCUGCUGCAUUGAAAAGUGGAAAGAAAUCCUCUGUGGCUCCGAAACUUUACUGGAUAAAUGCAAGUGUGGCCAGGUGUGUGAUUUGAGAAAGUCGAACAGUGAAAACGAAGGGAAGAGCGACCAAAUGGACUGCAAAGAGUUAAUAAUACUACCCGACCUUCAACCCCACUCACUCUUGGAGUCUAAAAGUGAGGAUAAAACCAUCAGCAGCAUCCCGAUUAGUUGGCUUGAAAUAUGCAACAAAGUCAGUCAGACUUUUGACUUAAGUAACUACAAUGAAGAAACUGAUGACUUAAACAAACUAAUGCUCAAUGAAAGCCAGCCAACCAUCAUAGUGGAAAACAAAGCUGCAAAUAUAUCCAGCAGUGAGAAGGAUCUUCACAACCAGAUGUCUGAUGAUGAAGAUUGCGAAGCUCCGCUGAAACCUGCAGAAAGAUGCCAGUCCACUGAUAGUGACUUCAGUGGGGAAGAGACUCUUGUGUUACCCGUUGAUGGAAAUUGUGAACAAGCUCAAAAUGCAUCUUCAGACAUUGCAAAGUCUCCUUGGGAACAACAAAUGUCAUGUCAUGUAAGGACUGGUGGUCAAACAGCUAUUGGUCUAACUCAAACACAUGAAAGCGAGUCAAGAAAACGGAAGCGACAAAGCAGUCCUGAUACUCUCUUUCCGUCCCUGAAGAAGUUGAUUCAAAAGAGAGAGUUGGAUUCACACAUUUCAAAAAGCAGCAAGAUAUCUGUUCCCGGUACUGAUUGUGAACCUUCAGUGCCGGGCAAAACUGUCCAGCUGGUGCUCUUUGGCUCAUUACCACGGGAAAGGCGUUCUAUAUCUAAAAGAUGCCAGGAGACUGCAAUGCCUCCAGAAGUUGUUUAUGCACACAUCAGCCCCCUCAAGAGAAAACCAGCAAAGUGUGCAUCCACCCUGGAUUAUUCAGCUACGAAAAGGAUUCGUAACAAAAUGCGUUCAUCCCCUGGUAAAAAGAAACACAGAAUCAAACUGAAAGCAAAGAACACCAUCCUCUCAUCAACUACCGGCAGACAAAAGAAAAACUCCCAAAAAAGCUCCAUAAAUCACAAGGAUUUUGAUGCAGAACUGACAAAUUCGGCUCAUAACGACAGAAGAAAGAAUGAAUGCGGAACCCAGGCUCUUCUCUCCAUCCAGGAGAACGUCUUGAAGUUCAGCGUUUUGCCCAACAGCUUCAGCUUUGAAGAUGAAUUGAAGGGCAAGAAAGAAACCACAGAAUGUUGUCCAGAGUGAACCCUCCUGUCAUCCAGCCUGUGUACCACAGAGACAAACAGAUGGAGCAGAGGCGCAUACACGUAAAUGUCAAUUUAUCGAGGACUCAUAAUUAUCGACCUGUUGACCUGUUUUUUUUUCGAUAAAUCCAUUGUGACUGUGUGUGUGUGUGUGUGUGUGUAUGUGUGUGUGUGUCCCCAAGCCUAUUAGUAUCAACUUUUCUCUUUUUUUCCCUUUUUUUUUAAAUACAUUUUCCAAAUAUUUUGACUUCCUUAAUCUUCAUCGAAUUUUCUUCUCGUAAAAUUGACUUUAUUCCCAUAACAUUAUGAAUUACUCCCAUAAAACUCCCAGAAUUUACUCCCAUAAUAUUAAAUUUUUUUCCCACAGCCUAAUUUUCCAAAAAGUAUAACUUAUUUGACUUUGUGUUGUUUCUGAUAUCAUGACUUAAUAUGACUUUAAAAUUUCAACUCCGCUACUGAAAAUUAUUUUUCCUCAUAAUAUAGGUUUAUUCUCGUAAAAUUGCGACUUUUUUUCUCGUUAGAAUACAACUUUUCUUUUAACAUUUUGACUUUGUGGGAAAAUUACAGCUUUUUUCCAACUAUUUCAACUAUCUUGUUUAAAAAAAAAAAAAAAUUCUCGUAAUUAUGACUUAUGUCUUUUAUAUACUACUCACAAAAAGUUAGGGGAUAUGCAAAGCAUAUGUUAGAGAACAGGAAGUUGUGUGUUAAGUAUUGAACAUGUUGGACAUGUGCGUUCAAAAACCCAUUAAGUUCACCUGUAAAGGUUAUAGUAGUAAAUUUUAGGUUCAUCGUGAAAUGUAUCGAAAUAUUCCUAACUUUUUGAGAGUAGUAUAUUUAAACCUCUACGCUACUAAAAUGAUAUUUGUCCUCCAUAUUACAUUAGUUCUCGUUAGGUUACAGCUUCUUUUUCUCUCAAUAUUUUGACUUCUUGUGAAAUUACUGCAGAUUUCAAUUUUUUUUUUCCAGUUAUCUUGUUAAAUGAGAUUUUUAGCAUGCGCCGCAGGCCAAUUUAAAUAACAGGCCCCCUGGCCACACUUUGGACAGUCCUGUGUUACUUGCUAUGCGUUCUUUGAUAUCAGUGUGCCCAGGAAAGACGUUACGGGAAUGACUAAAAUACUGUAAGCCACUGGUGUCCAAAGUGCGGCCUGUGGCUUUUUUUUUUAAAUUGGCCCGCAGCACAUUCUAAAAAUAAAACUUAAAUAUUUAAAUAAAUAAAAAAUAACUAGCAGCAGCAAAACAGGAAAAAUCAGCAGUAAUUUUACAAUGGUAAAGUCAAAAUGUUAAGGCAAAGGUGCUGUAAUUUAAUGAAGGAAAAAAUCUUAUAAGAAUAAAUGACAUUUUAAUGUACCAUAAUUUUUUGUCAGCAUAACGUUGAAAUAUUAAAUAUUAUGAAAAAACAAACCAAAAAAUAAAGUCGUCUAUUUUUGGGAAAAUUAGUUUGCGGGAAAAGCUAUAAUGAUACAAGAAUAAAGUAUAGUCAUAAUUAUGAGAAAAUAGAAGACGGAAGUUGAAGUGGUUGUAAAAUUAAACAAGACAGCAGAAAUGUGGAGGAAAAACAGCUGUUAUUUUACGAGUGUCAAAAUAUCAAGAGGAAAAAAGUCAUAUUCUAACAAGAAGAAAAUUGCAUUUUUAUGAGAAUAAACUCUUACUAUCAUGAGGAUAAAUAAUGUAAUGUUAGUAGCGUACAAUGAAAUAUUAAAGAAAAACUAAUGAUUUUUUUACAAGCAGUAAUAUAAGAAACAAAAUAAAGUUCCCUCAACAUCAGCCAGGUUUCAGAGACUGGACUUGAAACUGAAUACGGUUAAAUGCCAAAAAAUGCCUACCUGGAGAGCAGUGACGUGUGCAAGCGUAUUCAAGGGUCAAAAUGGAUGGCAAGUACACACAAUGCGUACAUAUUGGCAGGUAUGCUGCUGUAACAAAAAUUGGUGGUGUUGAGACCUAAUGUACAUGGAUAUUUUAGAGUGCAAUGAAAUGUAUUUUUCCUCCGUAUCUAUUUGAAUACAAAAUACUGAAUGGUUAUCAGGUUAGUGAUGGCUU
Dunckerocampus dactyliophorus (ringed pipefish) is the source of this 5704-nucleotide messenger RNA. RefSeq lists its product as uncharacterized. Bases 213 to 3668 code for a protein of 1151 amino acids. The transcript has 3 exons. Lineage: Eukaryota; Metazoa; Chordata; Actinopteri; Syngnathiformes; Syngnathidae. The record is from RefSeq and is a predicted model, not a curated record.